AUGGCAACAAACAGCUCGGGCGGAAAAGCAUCCGCAGACGACUACUUCAAAGACGUAGACCAUAACCCUCCACCCGACACCCAAACUCACCGCGUCGACGCCGGGUCCGAGGCUGCCCAACGCCCUCACGAGCCACCCUCGGGCCAGUGGAGCAAGGCAGGGGCCGAAACCGAAGAAUAUAGGACUGCCGAUCGAAACGAUCCGUACGAUGCACCUAGCACAGAUAGUAGUGGGAAUGGGAGUGCGUCGGGAGAGAAGCUAAGAUAUGGGGGUACAGAGACGCUCUCUCAGGAUAAGGGUUCCGAGACGAGUUCGCCAGGAGAGGGCCCAGAGAAAACCGAGAAGUUUGGCAGGAAACCUGAGGGACGGUAG
This is a messenger RNA of Coniophora puteana RWD-64-598 SS2, 372 nucleotides long. RefSeq lists its product as uncharacterized. The transcript has a single exon. Lineage: Eukaryota; Fungi; Basidiomycota; Agaricomycetes; Boletales; Coniophoraceae. The record is from RefSeq and is a predicted model, not a curated record. The coding region runs from base 1 to 372 and encodes 123 amino acids.